Messenger RNA from Panicum virgatum (switchgrass), 2562 nucleotides. Its product is annotated as ABC transporter G family member 1-like. The coding region runs from base 781 to 2553 and encodes 590 amino acids. The transcript has 8 exons. The record is from RefSeq and is a predicted model, not a curated record. Gene Ontology annotation, cellular component: membrane. Lineage: Eukaryota; Viridiplantae; Streptophyta; Magnoliopsida; Poales; Poaceae. Gene Ontology annotation, molecular function: ATP hydrolysis activity; ABC-type transporter activity; ATP binding.
GGCAGGGGGAAGACCGCCACCAUCCUGCACGGCGUCAGCGGCAGCGCGCGCCCCGGCGAGGUGCUAGCCAUCAUGGGCCCCUCUGGUUGCGGCAAGACUACACUGCUCGACACCUUGGCCGGUAAUUUUUAUUUACACGUAACUGCUCCUUCCAUACCUGUCUUUUGAAACUGGAUUCGGAAAAGAUUAUUUCUUUUGAAACUACUUUUUGUUGUGAUCAUCAUUCACAACGUAACUGUUCCUUCCAUGCAUGCUGUUAGCAUGUCUCACUACCGUGACUGCAAAAUGAGCCACCACAGAAUGUCCAUGGCAAUCAAGGUCGUCACAAAAUCUCCAUUUCUACUUUUUCCAAACAGUUUUUGAAGCGCUUUCUACUAUUUCGUCACCACAUCCAUUUCUCCUGUCUAAGAAGAUGCAUGGCAAACAUGUGUACACCUAACUGACUGAGGGUUAAAUGAUUUUCUAGACGUACUUGCAUGCUGUUCAGCGAACUACAAGGGAAAAAAGUGUAGUGUUCGGUGUGGAACAUACUCCCUCCAUACUCAAAACAAUUGACGUUUAUGACAGCGAUACGGUCUCCAAAACACAACUUUAACUUCUUAUUUCUCUAAAAAUAUUUAUCAAAAAGUGAUAUAUGUAUACUUUCAUAAAAGUAUUUUUGAAGACAAAUUUAUUUAUAUAAUUUUUACAUUUUCAAACUCAACAACUUGAGAGUUUAUUCAUGAUUUAUAUUUUCAAGAUUUGACUCAAAUCUUGUCCAAAACGUCAAUUAUUUUGGGUAUGGAGGGAGUAAGCCCGGCGCCCUGCUGCCAUCCUUUCGUCCAUAUGUUCCUGCACCUAGAAAAAGGAUACGUGGAUCCAUGUCUUCCUAGAGGGAGACUAAACACGAACCUGAGGAGUAAAGGAGAUAUUCUCAUCAACGGCCGGCGACAGAAACUCGCCUUCGGAACCUCGGCGUACGUGACGCAAGAGAACGUGUUGAUGGCCACCCUGACGGUGCGCGAGGCAAUCUACUACUCGGCGCAGAUCCAGCUGCCGGACACCAUGCCGGUCGCCGAGAAGCUCGCCCGCGCCGGCGACACGAUCCAGGAGAUGGGGCUCGCCGGCGCACUGGACACGCGCAUCGGCGGGCGCCAGACCAAGGGCAUCAGCGGCGGGCAGAGGAAGCGCCUCAGCAUCUGCCUCGAGAUCCUCACGCGCCCGCGGCUGCUCUUCCUGGACGAGCCCACCAGCGGGCUCGACAGCGCCGCCUCGUACCACGUGAUGAGCCGCAUCGCCGGCCUCGCCGCCAGGGAGGGGAUGACCAUCGUCGCCGUCGUGCACCAGCCGUGCAGCGAGGUGUUCGAGCUCUUCCAUGGCCUCUGCUUGCUCGCCUCCGGCCAGACCAUCUACUUUGGCCCGGCCGCCAACGCCGCUGAGUUCUUCACGUCAAACGGCUACCCUUGCCCACCAAUGAGAAAUCCUUCAGAUCAUUUCUUGAGGACAAUCAACAGAGACUUUGAAUUGGAAAGUGAAGCAACAAGAACAGUAUCCAAGCCAUCUGCAGCAGAUGAAGCAAUAGAAACUUUGGUGAAUGCCUACAAAUCCUCCAAUACUUCAGAAAAUGCCAAAAAGGAAAUGCAUGACAUAAAUGAAAUGGGCGGAGUGAUGCUCAGAAGAAAACAAGCCACUUUCCUUACCAAGGUGCUUGUACUCACUAGAAGAUCGUUUGUGAACAUGUACCGAGACGUUGGAUACUACUGGUUGCGACUUGGAAUCUAUAUUUCCAUUAGUUUAUGCCUUGGUACCAUAUACUGCAAUUUUGGCUAUGGAUACGAUUCUAUUCGUUCUAGAUCAUCAAUGCUAAUGUUCACCGGUGGACUUCUAACCUUGAUGGCAAUUGGAGGAUUCCCUUCCUUUGUGGAGGAAAUGAAGAUAUUUAGGAGAGAGAGGCUAAAUGGACACUACGGUGUUUCAGCAUUUGUGAUCUCCAAUUGGUUGUCAGCCACACCAUAUCUCGUACUCAUCGCUGUAUUACCUGGCGCAAUAGCUUACUAUCUGUCUGGUCUAAAGAGACGAGUAGACCAUUUCAUGUACUUUACGCUUGUGCUUUGUUCAUGCACAAUGCUUGUUGAAGGCCUUAUGAUGAUCGUAGCUGCUAUCGUGCCAGAUUUUCUUAUGGGCAUCAUCACAGGUGCAGGGAUACAAGGUAUCAUGAUGCUCAACUGUGGAUUCUUCCAACUACCUAGUAAACUGCCAAAAAUAGUAUGGAAAUACCCAAUGUUCUACAUUUCUUUCCACAAGUAUGUACUCCAAGGAUUUUACAAGAAUGAGUUCUUGGGUUUGGUGCUUGAAAAUAACCCAGGAGUUGGAGAUAAAACAAUAACUGGGGAGCAAGUUAUCAGUAUAUUAUUUGAAACAGAAAUGGGGCACUCAAAAUGGGCGGACUUUGCAGUGUUAUGUGGAAUGAUUGUAGCAUAUAGGCUGCUCUUUGUAAUGAUUAUUAAGGUUGUCGACAUGCUAACGCCCAUGUUUAAGGGUGAAACAUUUAGGUGCCACUCUCAAUGCAAGUAAUGUAUGAUA